Lasiosphaeria miniovina is the source of this 3810-nucleotide messenger RNA. RefSeq lists its product as uncharacterized. The transcript has a single exon. The record is from RefSeq and is a predicted model, not a curated record. NCBI's taxonomy places the organism in Eukaryota, Fungi, Ascomycota, Sordariomycetes, Sordariales, Lasiosphaeriaceae. The coding region runs from base 191 to 3517 and encodes 1108 amino acids.
UUGUAAGUUGUGGAUCAAGACAUCUGCGCCACUUUCUCCGUCGUCAUAAAAAUAUCACUUUCGCCAAUCUACCCUGUCGGCCUACGACCACGACUCAACAGCUAGCCGCGACGACAGAAGGCAAGGAGAAGACUGCCAGUCUCUAAACGAAAAGAAGAAAAUAAAAUAACCACGACCAAAACUUGUUGGGAUGAGUGCUUCGGAGCAGCCUCGGGCGGCUGCCGAAGAUAUGUCGACUCCCUUGUCUCUCAGCGCCCUGAUCAGCAUCAUCGUCGGCGGCACGUUCAUCGUGUGUGCCAUUCUCGCGACGCUGGGACUCUAUCUCUCGCGCCGGCGGGCCGCUCGGCACAACCUAGUCCUGAGCGGGGAGAUUCCCGUCAUUUCCUACGACGUCGAGAACAGCUCGACUAGCGAGGCGCGCGCUAGCCCGAGGAAACUGUGGAAGCUGGGCGGCGGGAGGGGUCCGCCGUCGGUCAAGGACGCCGACGACAGCUGCUCUCUUGUCCGCCGGCUAUCGCGCUCAACCCUUCCGCGCGUGUUCAAAAAGGGGCAUCGCCGGAGCAGAAGCGAGCCGUCGUGGGGGUGGCCGGCGUCGCUGUCCCGCUCCUCGUCUAAGAGGACUGUAGCGUGGGUCGACGAGGACGCGCUGCACGGGCCGGAUACCGGCAGCCGCCGCGAGCCUCAAGAGGGGGAAGCUCGCGACUCAUGGCAGCUGGGGAACCGCACGCCGACGUUGCCGAAGCUGCCGCACUACACGUUCUACCGGUACGCGCAGACGGAGCAGUCGCCGGUAAACAACAGGCUGACUAUUCGCGUCAUCGACUACGCGCACCAGGAAGAGCUGCUCGCCUACUCGAGAACGCUGCCCGAGCCCCCCAGACUGACGCUUGUGACGAACAACGACGGCUGGUUUGCUAGCCCCGGAGCCAGCAGCAGCAGCAGCAGGAGCAGUCUCGCCCAAAGCCCGGCCCGGUCGCUGCCACGGACCCCUUCGAGGCCUAGAGUCAGGCAGCCGUCGACGGAUUCCACCUUGACCGAGAUACUGAGGUCAACAGAGAAGCGGCUGCAAGAGGGAGGCGCUGCCGGCAGCAGAGCGACUUCAAAGAAAACUACCUGCGACAGAGGGACCAGAUCGCCGAGAAAGGUGUCGGCGAUGGGCAGCAGGGAAUCACUCCUUGGCUACGGUAGCGGAGCCGGCAGUGACGAAGUCCCUGCCGCGCGCCGCUCCAUGUCUCGGUCCAGGACGCCCAGCCCGAGAAAAUGCCCGGCAAGCCAGCCAUUGACGGCCUCUCUUGUUCAGCAGCACAAGAGGCAGGACUCGCAGGUGUCCGCCAUGUCCGAAGCAGACAGCCUGCUACGAGAGCCGGUCCGGCAGACAGACUCGCCUUCGAGGCUGACCAGCCCCAGCCGGAACCCCAGAAGCCAAGAGCCGGAGGCCCAAGUGGCACAGAACCAGUCCGCGCGCAGCUCACUAUCGCUCUCCACCGUCUACAGCGAGGACGAAGUGCUCGAAGUCAUGCGAGCCGCCCCCAGCCCCUCGGAGUGCGGAACUCUUGCUCCCCCGGUCGAGGCGCCGCUCAACUCCGCCACGACAUCGUCGACGUCGCGGCCAAACUCCAGCUGCGACUGGCCCGGGCGGCCGCAACACAAGCCGCAAGACCUGUUCCGAGAGAGCCUCGAGCGGUCGCAGCGUCUCCGCGGGGCGUCCAUAGGACAACCGCCAGCGUCCUUGCCACCGCCCAUUAGACUUCCGCCCUGUCCGUCGUCAGGUAAUGGUCGUGCGCUUGCGCGAGCUGCCGGCUCCAAUCCCGCCAGCCAACGGGGCAGAGUCAGCAAAACCGUCCCCGUGUCGAGAGCUAGCAAGCCGCUAGGGACUGUCAAGCAGAAACCUGCUUCAGUGACGGCAAAGUCUGCGCCUACACUCAGCAAGUAUCUGAGCCCGACGGCGAUGGCACCGCGCACGAACCCUAGCCCUGUGUUUGCCAGAGAGUCCAAUGGUGUCACAAACGCGCAAGCGGAGGAGAAGAACAAGAAGUUUAGCACGCCUCUUGGUAACGGUGCUGCUUCUGCGACAGAAGAACAGACGACAAAUAAAGGAGAGAUCUUGAUAUCGCCAGCGCAAUCCGCGCCAGGGGCACAAGAAGGGCCGCAGAGCAACUCAAGCCUAUCUUCUCGCACCCCAACGGCGCAGGACCACCAGCAGCAGCAGCAGCGGAUGAGCAGCAACACGUCGUUCGUCUACUCACAAGAUUCCAGCAGCGACCGCCUCGGCGCCGGAACUGUAUCAUCCGCGAGCGGCUUCAACCGGGCCAGCUUCCUAGCCAAUUCCUCGCUGCGGGCAACAUCGCCUUCCUCUCCGUCAACGGCGCGGCCCGCCUCAUCAUCAUACCCGCCGCGCGUCGACCUCGGCCGCAUCACCAAAACAAACCUGGCCCCCUCCUUACCGGACAGGGUUCCCAGCCUCCUAGAGGAGAAGGAUGAAAAGGAGGACAACGACGACGACGAUGACACGGCGGCCAACGGCGGAGGAGGAGGAGGAGGAAGAGGAGGAGGAAGAGGAGGCGGCCCCCGGCUCAGCGCCAGCGGUCUAAGCCUCGGCGCGGGCCUCGCAGCCACGGUGGCCGAGCUGCGGCGCAUGAACAGCGGGAUCAGCACGGCGUCGGUUGGAAGUAGUAGCAGCCUGACCGGCGGCGGCGUGGGUGCCAGGAUGAGCGGCUCGCACCACUACCUCUCGCUGGGGAGUUCGUCAUUGUCGCCGAAGCGGCGGCGGCAGCAGAUCAUGAGCAGCACUACCACUUCCCAAAAAAGAAGAGACGGCGGCGAAGAGAUCUGCCGCCGCCUGCGCACAAUGGUCGUGGUCGGCAGCACGGCCGCGGGGUCGCCGCAGCGGCGGCGGAUCGUCAUGGGGGAACGGGGGAACGGGGCAGCAACAUCCGCGAUAGCAAAGCGCGCCAGCUUCCCGCGGCUCGGCCCCGGCAUUGGCCUGGGACUUUAUAUCCCACGGGACGAAGAAGAGAGCGGAGGAGAAGAAGAAGAUCACGGAACGGGCAGCCCAGCGACAACACAAAACCAGGGCAAGACAAAACAGCGAGCCACAGUCGAUUUCCUCUUCGAGAGGCAGAUGCCCACGGCCGCCGAGUUCACCUUCUCUGCAGCAGCAGCCAGCGGGAGCGGGAGCGGCCAACGCGGCGACAGCGAGAGAAAGAAAAACAACAACACACUGCUAACCGCUCUGCCAACCUUCCAGUUCCCCUGUCCCAGCUCCGCCAAGGCCACAUCCACACCCACGCCCAGACACCACCACCCAAGGAACAGGACGGCUGGCAGCGGUGGCGGUGGCGGUGGCGGUGGUGGUUCGCCGAGGAGACGACUCGAAAACCCGUGGUCAUCGCCGACCACGUGCCGGAACUUGGACCACCGCCGUAGUGAUGAUAGUCUGGGCUUGUAUGAUAAGGACGGGUUCCUCAUCUGCUCGCCUGCGCGGCAGGGAGGGGCGAGUCCCGGGCUGAUGGUUUGAUAUUUGACAUGCAUGUUUUGGUGUUGUCUGGUUGUUUGUCGGGGUUGUUGGAAAUCUUAGUUCUCAUCUCUAUCUACGUGUAUUGUACAAGGUGCCCUACAUACUGUACUUCCUGCCCCUGCUGUAUGGGAUUGAUUGCCGUCACGGCUAGCCAGUGUAUACUUGGGUAUUUACUUGGUUGGCUUUGGACUCGGUUCAGGGGCGAACCUCCCCGGUGUAAGAUUUGCCGCAAUACGGAGUAGAGAUGUAAUAUAGGUAUGGCUUAUACCGUCGAGGGUGCCGUGACUUUUUGA